GACGCGCGCACGGCCUGCGACUCUGGCGCGGAGGAGGGGUACGCGGCGAGGGGCUCAUCAAGCUUGGGUGUAUGUGUUGGCCCGUUCUGCAGUCUCCUUGAAGAAGAUCAAAGCAGCAGUCUUUGACAAUUAGGGAAUGGACCGUUUGGGUUCCUUUAGCAGUGAUCCCUCUGAUAAGCCACCUUGCCGAGGCUGCUCCUCCUACCUCAUGGAGCCUUAUAUCAAGUGUGCUGAAUGUGGGCCACCUCCUUUUUUUCUCUGCUUGCAGUGUUUUACUCGAGGAUUUGAGUACAAGAAACAUCAAAGUGAUCAUACUUACGAGAUAAUGACCUCAGAUUUUCCUGUUCUUGAUCCCAGCUGGACUGCUCAAGAAGAAAUGGCCCUUUUAGAAGCUGUCAUGGACUGUGGCUUUGGAAAUUGGCAGGAUGUAGCCAAUCAGAUGUGUACCAAGACCAAGGAGGAGUGUGAGAAGCACUAUAUGAAGCAUUUCAUCAAUAACCCUCUGUUUGCCUCUACCUUGCUGAACCUGAAGCAAGCAGAGGAGGCAAAAACUGCUGACACAGCCAUUCCAUUUCACUCUGCAGAUGACCCUCCCCGACCUACCUUUGACUCCCUGCUUUCUCAGGACAUGGCAGGAUACAUGCCAGCUCGAGCAGACUUCAUCGAGGAGUUUGACAAUUAUGCAGAAUGGGACUUGAGAGACAUCGAUUUUGUUGAAGAUGACUCGGACAUUUUACAUGCUCUGAAGAUGGCUGUGGUAGAUAUCUAUCAUUCCAGGUUAAAGGAGAGACAAAGGCGGAAAAAAAUUAUAAGAGACCAUGGACUGAUCAACCUUAGAAAGUUUCAGUUAAUGGAACGGCGGUAUCCCAAGGAAGUCCAAGACCUUUAUGAAGCCAUGAGGCGAUUUGCAAGGAUUGUGGGACCAGUGGAACAUGACAAGUUCAUUGAAAGCCAUGCAUUGGAAUUUGAACUCCGAAGGGAAAUCAAGAGGCUCCAGGAAUAUAGGACAGCAGGCAUUACCAAUUUUUGUAGUGCCAGGACCUAUGAUCACCUCAAGAAGACACGAGAGGAAGAACGUCUUAAACGCACCAUGCUCUCCGAAGUUCUCCAGUAUAUCCAAGACAGUAGUGCUUGCCAGCAGUGGCUUCGCCGGCAAGCUGACAUUGAUUCUGGCCUGAGCCCUUCUAUUCCAAUGGCUUCGAAUUCAGGUAGACGAAGUGCACCACCCUUGAACCUCACUGGCCUCCCUGGCACAGAGAAGCUGAAUGAAAAAGAAAAGGAGCUUUGUCAGAUGGUGAGGUUGGUCCCUGGAGCCUAUUUAGAAUACAAAUCUGCUCUGUUGAACGAAUGUAACAAACAAGGAGGCUUGAGACUGGCACAGGCAAGAGCACUGAUCAAGAUAGACGUGAACAAAACCCGGAAAAUCUAUGAUUUCCUCAUCCGAGAAGGAUACAUCACUAAAGCCUGAGGCUCUAAGGACUUGGGAUCAGAAAUCAGACGUUUGGAAUGUGGUGGGCUGAAGGACAGUAUGGGCAUUCUGGAGAGUUUUGUUUUUGUGCUGAAUUCUCAUUGUAAAAUGAGAGGAAGGACAAAGGAAAACUUAAGUUGUAUUAAUGUCUACUUUCUUCUCUGCCCUGCUUUAAAACACUCCUGUUGUUGGUAUUGUGCUGCAGAGUUGUGCGCUAGAUGAGUUAUUAUUAAAUGUGAGUGGGCAUUCAUUCCUAACACCUCUUGUAACUAAAACAAGAACCAUAGUACCUCACAUCACAGUAUUGGUAGAAAUAGAAGUAAACCACAGUCAUUAGUCCGUGAGUCCAGCUCAGAUUCUUGUACUUGGGAGGUAGGUUUUCUGAUGAUCUGCUUUGCCUACAAACAUUGCGGACAGGUAAAGUUUUUAAAUUUAAGAGAAGGGUUACAGCGUGUGAGAACAGUUUUUCCUUCUAAGGAUUUUUUAAGCUGACAAUUUAUGUUUAAGAGCAAAGGGGAGGAAAAUCUCCCCAUGAUGGUCUUGUCCCAAACUGCAUCUUCAGCUUUAAUGUCUGGCUUUGUACUUCACAGUCAGGCUGUCUAAUCUGCAGUAGACUUUUGAGGAGGUGGCACCGGAUAUAAAAUGUCUGUUAUUUUUAGAAUUAAUGGAUUAAAAUGUUUUGCUAUUU
Molecule: messenger RNA, 2156 nt
Organism: Trichechus manatus latirostris (Florida manatee)
Lineage: Eukaryota; Metazoa; Chordata; Mammalia; Sirenia; Trichechidae
Gene: TADA2A
Product: transcriptional adaptor 2A
Exons: 16
Coding region: 137-1468 (443 amino acids)
Biological process (GO): chromatin remodeling; regulation of transcription by RNA polymerase II
Cellular component (GO): nucleus; SAGA-type complex
Molecular function (GO): transcription coactivator activity; chromatin binding; protein binding
Source: RefSeq, a predicted model, not a curated record